CUGCGCCGUUACAAUGAGCAGGGAAGAUCGGGAGCUGCAGCCUGCAUUCCGAUCGCCCCAUCCAUCGCAUCAGCUCGGCCACUGCAGCAUUGCCAUCAAGCCUGCUGAGAAGAUAGAAUGGCGGGGGGAAGGAAAGGACUUGUUGCCCCUCAAAACACUUUUUUGGAAAAUAUUGUCCGUCGAUCUAAUGACACAAAUUUUGUACUUGGGAAUGCCCAGAUAGUGGACUGGCCUAUUGUGUAUAGCAAUGAUGGAUUCUGCAAACUAUCAGGAUAUCAUCGAGCAGAAGUUAUGCAAAAGAGCAGCACUUGCAGCUUCAUGUUCGGGGAGUUAACAGAGAAAGAAACAACUGACAAAGUACAACAGACAUUUGAAAACUAUGAUAUCAACUCAUUUGAAAUCCUCAUGUAUAAAAAAAACAGAACUCCAGUUUGGUUCUUUGUGAAGAUUGCUCCUAUUCGGAAUGAGCAAGAUAAGGUGGUUUUAUUUCUUUGCACCUUCAGUGAUAUCACAGCCUUCAAACAACCUAUUGAAGAUGAUUCAUCCAAAGGCUGGGGUAAAUUUGCUCGUCUGACAAGAGCACUCACGAGCAGCAGAGGUGUCUUGCAGCAACUUGCUCCAACUGUGCAUAAAGGAGAAAGUGUACACAAGCAUUCACGGCUGGCUGAGGUUUUACAGCUUGGUUCUGAGAUUCUUCCGCAGUACAAACAAGAAGCACCAAAGACUCCACCCCAUAUCAUCCUACAUUAUUGUACAUUUAAAACUUCCUGGGAUUGGAUUAUCCUGAUCCUGACUUUCUACACUGCCAUCAUGGUUCCAUACAAUGUCUCCUUCAAGACCAAACAAAACAAUGUGACUUGGUUGGUGGUUGACAGCAUUGUCGACGUCAUCUUUUUGGUAGACAUUGUCCUCAAUUUUCAUACCACUUUUGUUGGGCCAGCUGGGGAAGUAAUUUCGGACCCAAAGCUCAUCCGCAUGAAUUACUUGAAGACUUGGUUUGUUAUAGAUCUUCUCUCCUGUUUGCCAUAUGAUGUCAUCAAUGCCUUUGAAAAUGUUGAUGAGGGCAUCAGCAGUCUCUUCAGCUCCCUGAAAGUUGUGAGGCUUCUUCGUUUAGGCCGAGUAGCACGAAAGUUGGACCAUUAUAUUGAAUAUGGAGCAGCAGUGUUGGUGCUUCUUGUGUGUGUAUUUGGGCUGGCAGCUCACUGGUUGGCUUGUAUCUGGUACAGCAUUGGGGAUUAUGAAGUGAUCAACGAAGAACUAAACAGAAUCAGAACUGAUAGUUGGCUAUAUCAGCUUGGAGAAACUGUAGGAAUGCCAUAUCAUUUUAAUACAAGUGGAACCGAGAAGUGGGAAGGUGGACCAAGUAAAGACUCUGUGUAUAUUGCCUCCCUCUACUUCACAAUGACCAGCCUCACCAGUAUUGGAUUUGGUAACAUUGCUCCAACAACUGAUGGUGAGAAGAUUUUUGCAGUGGCUAUGAUGAUGAUUGGUUCUCUCUUGUAUGCAACCAUAUUUGGUAAUGUGACAACGAUCUUUCAACAAAUGUAUGCUAAUAGCAACAGAUAUCAUGAGAUGCUGAAUUGUGUCCGAGACUUUUUGAAGCUCUAUCAGGUGCCCAAAGGCUUGAGUGAACGUGUCAUGGACUACAUUGUUUCUACUUGGUCAAUGUCUAAAGGAAUUGAUACUGAAAAGGUUCUCGAAAUCUGUCCUAAGGAUAUGCGUGCAGACAUUUGUGUUCAUUUAAAUCGUAAAGUCUUCAAAGAACAUCCAGCUUUUAGACUCGCAAGUGACGGCUGUUUACGAGCUCUGGCAAUGGAGUUUCAAACCAUUCAUAGUGCUCCAGGAGAUUUACUUUAUCACGCAGGCGAAAGUGUUGACAGCCUUUGCUUUGUGGUUUCUGGGUCCUUGGAAGUAAUUCAAGACGAAGAAGUUGUUGCUAUCCUAGGGAAAGGAGAUGUCUUUGGAGAUGUUUUCUGGAAAGAAAAUACCCUUGCUCAGUCGUGCGUCAAUGUCAGAGCCCUGACUUAUUGUGACCUUCACGUUAUCAAAAGAGAUGCCUUGCAGAAAGUUCUGGAAUUCUAUACAGCCUUUGCAAACUCCUUUUCAAGGAACCUUAUCCUAACAUAUAACCUUAGGAAAAGGAUUGUCUUCCGAAAAAUUAGUGAUGUGAAGCGUGAGGAGGAAGAAAUGAUGAGAAGAAAGAAUGAGGCGCCAUUAAACCUACCUCCAGAUCAUCCAGUACGCAGACUUUUCCAAAGGUUUAGACAGCAGAGAGAGGCCCGUAUGGCAGCUGAACGAUUAAAGGAGGUCGAUGAUAUGGAGAGAGGUCCUGCACAAUUACAAAGUCCUGCAAUAGAGGAAGCAGCAACAACCAGUGUAGUUACAGUCACAGAAAGCCCUGCAACUCCAACACCUUCACAAGUGGUUAGAGCCACAACAGAGAUAUCAGAUCAAGAUAAAUUGCAAGCUCCAACAUCUGAGCAAUUUACAAUUACAAGGCAAUCUGGAGAAUCCAGUAAGCGAAAGGGUUGGUCAAAAUUUAAAGAUUCUACUUCUAAAGCAGAAGACUGGAAUAAAGUGUCCAAGGCAGAAUCCAUGGAAACGUUGCCAGAAAGAACUAAACCCCUUGAAGAGGUGUCUUUGAAAAAAACAGACUCGUUUGACAGUGGCAUCACAAAGAGUGAUUUGAGAUUAGACAAUGCAGGGGAAGCACGGAGUCCUCUGGACCAAAGUCCUGUGCUUACAGAGGCAAAGCACACUUUUUAUCCAAUUCCUGAACAAACACUUCAAGCCACCAUAUUCGAUGUAAAGAAUGAGCUGAAACAAGACUUAAAAUCACUUAAUAACAAGAUAACUAAUAUUGAGAAACAACUUUCAGAAAUACUGAGGAUAUUAAAUUCAAGAACCACACAUUCACCACAGGAAAUAUUUGAAAUAUCAAGGCCCACAACCCCAGAAUCUGAUAAAGAAGAUCAGCAGUUCUAACUGAACCAAUCUUAACAUUAAUAAAAGCAUAAACUGCAAUUGGAAAAUCCAGGUGAAAAUGUAACUAGCUUUGUCCUAUUUGACAAUGAGCUCUUCGCUGCAAUAGUGGGACGUAAUCAUGUUUUUUUCCCCCUGACUUUCCUUGGAGUCAUAUACAUAUCUAUGUGUAUAAAUGCCACAGUUACAGAAUGAAGACUAAAAAUACUACUGAUUUUACUGAUAUGCUGGUGAAUGUAUGGUGAUCAGUUUAAAAGUACUGAAAUAAUGAACACGCAAUCUAAAAAUAUCUUUGACAGACUGGCGGUUCACAUCUUAUCACAAAGGUAAAUGCCACAUUUUUUUGGAAAUUAAUUAGGAAAAUGCUGAAUUCUUUGUUUUCCUGCUUAAUGUGACAGCCAUCUGCUUCAUGAGUGUAAUCAAAAGAAAAUAUAGGGAUUCAUACAGAUCUGCACUAUAUUCCAUUAUAUUUAUUAUUUACCAACGUUUACCUUGUUUCUUAGACCUUAGAACAUAAUGCCCUUUACAUUACAUCUAUUUCAUUGACUUUAUACAGCAGAAAUAUGUCUAACUUUUUUGUAAUAACUAAGAUCACACUUAAUCAUGCGUGCAGCUUUGCUCCAUAUUCAUUUCAACCUUCACUUUUAAGCAACUUAAAUUGAAGAGUUUAAAAAAAAAAUUGAGCAACGGUUUCAAUGGUUAUUUGUUUUGCCACAGGCUUGUUUAUUUUUACUGUUCUGCUGUUUCUGCUUGCAGUUUUCUGACAACGCAGAUGGAAUUUUUCCUUCUGAAGCCACCGGUUUUUACCAGAUGGUUCCAUAGACGCUGGGUUUCUCCGGUAUCUUGUCCCAUACAGCUGAUCGUCGUGUAUUGCUAGUAGAUAAAUAAUACCGUAAACCUCAAAUAUAGGAACUUGAAAAUUGAGCCACGUUUGUACUCAUUGUGUGUACAUGUAAAUCUGUGCAGUAGUUACCAAUAUUGAUCAGAACUGUGAAUAUUGGAUGAUUUCUCCUCCUCCAGUAGAGGUGAUACAAUAACUCGGACCAUGCAAACAAUAUUCAUGCUGGAUUCCAGUAGAUUAACAUCUGUAGUCCAAGUCCUGGCAAAUCCAAUGUAGCCAAAUAUGAACCAUGCUAACCUUUGCAUUAAGCAGUUCAUUCAAACUUAUCUAAAUGACUCAUUCACAGAUGUCAUUUGUGAAUAAAUUGUUAUUUUAAAUCCAUUGUCAAAUCAGGUCUUACUGGCAAAUGGAAACAUUUAUUAAAUGAUACAUGUUCAAUCAGUUAUGAAUGUAAUUUUACUAGAAACAAAGCUCUAAUCAUAAAACCACCUUGUAUUGUUACAUAUCCUAAAAGUUGUCAUGGAUUCUUGCUGCUUUUGCAGCAUCCUGAAUUAUUCUGCUAAAUGCACGAGAAAGUUAUAAAAUUGCAUAUCUACUUAGACUAUGAACUUGAAUGCAACCAUAAAUGUAAAGGUUAAUAAUUUACAAGGACAGGUUUGGAGAAAUCAUUCAGUGUACAAUUGAAUUUCCUAAGAAUCUAGUACAAAGAACCAAGUUGUGACCUGAAUGUGUACAGAGAUGGAAGAUAUUCUUCCACAGUACGAUCAACAGAACAUCUAAGAUUUAACACCUGAAAGACAAAAUUGAAACAAGGCUACAUUCAUCUGUUGAGUGAGGAGCCGAUCCUGAAGUAAAGGAGAACAAUAAAGAUUUUAAUACAUCUGUUCUGAUUGCUGGAAGUAAUAAAUCUAGUUUCAGUUUCCUUCCUUGAUAUUUAAAAAUGUUUAACAGAUUUUACUGUUACAACUGAUGUAAACUAUGGCUCUGCUCAACGUUAAAAACUUUCCAAGGCAUUCACAAUUGACAGUUACAAAUGAAUGGAAUUCAGAAGAGGUAUACAGAAGAAACCAAGAAUACAGGUAACAUUCCUCAAAUAAAAAGAACAGUUUAAUUCAUUGUCACAAGUUACCAAUUAAAAGAAUUCUUGUCUUUGCACAACAAACUGCAAUUAUUCCCAAGUAUGUUUUCCAUAGAUACCUUUAUCCAUCAAUAUAAAAUGAAUCAACAAAUGCUACCACAUAAUAUAGUCUGGUCUGCAAAGGAGAAACUUAAAAUAUAGAAAAAAUGCAUAAUUUUUUAUUGUUUGUGUGUACUUUUUCAAUAGCUCAUAAGAACAGGUUACUUCAAAUGCCUGAAUUCCUACAAGAAAACUUGAUUUCCAAAGAACCUUAGACUACUUUUAUUUUGUUAGGAGAUUAAAAAAAAUGAUAAAGUUAUUAGUUCUGUUUUAAUCGUGCUGCUAUAAACAUUUUUGCUGUCCUGCAGAAAUUGUGACACAGUAAUUUAGCAAUAUACUGUAUGAAUCUGUUUUAGCAGCACAACAUGCUCACAUAUGCUUAUUGGAACUUAUUUAGCCAAUUUAAACUCACACAAACAUUGUGUACAAAAGCACAAGGUUGUCAAAUAAAUACCGAUGAGGUAAGAAUACAAAAUGUUUAACUAUAAAAGGCCCAAAAUCUGAGAGUCGUGAAAGAUGUCAGUUGAGAAGGACAAACCCAGCCUUCAAAGUGACAAGAAAUUGAUAUUACUCAGAAAGAAAUGCUGUUUUUAAUUUGUUUAUUUUUUGCAUGAUCUGCACAUUGCAGUAGGAUUAGAGCUUUGUAGGAAUGUGCUUCACUUGUUUUAUUUCCAAAUCAAGGAAGCAUCAGAUAAAUAACAAUAUUAGAGUCAGUCCAGCUUUACGAUUUUAUCAUUAAUAUAAUUCUGCACAUAUUCCCACAAGCAUGACAAAUGUACUGAAGAGUUUAGGAACUAUUUUUGUGGUCAGCCAGGAAAGCUGCCAGUAGUGGUAUAUGUACUGAUUUUGCAACAGUGAAUAGAAUUUAUGCACAUCAUAUCAAUAUUCCUGUAAUAAAAUGAAACAUUAAGCACAAA
This is a messenger RNA of Amblyraja radiata (thorny skate), 5917 nucleotides long. RefSeq names its product potassium voltage-gated channel subfamily H member 1. The coding region runs from base 118 to 2985 and encodes 955 amino acids. Lineage: Eukaryota; Metazoa; Chordata; Chondrichthyes; Rajiformes; Rajidae. The record is from RefSeq and is a predicted model, not a curated record. Gene Ontology annotation, cellular component: plasma membrane; voltage-gated potassium channel complex. The transcript is spliced from 11 exons. Gene Ontology annotation, molecular function: delayed rectifier potassium channel activity. Gene Ontology annotation, biological process: potassium ion transmembrane transport; regulation of membrane potential.